Ooceraea biroi (clonal raider ant) is the source of this 2499-nucleotide messenger RNA. RefSeq names its product monocarboxylate transporter 9. Gene Ontology annotation, biological process: monocarboxylic acid transport; transmembrane transport. The record is from RefSeq and is a predicted model, not a curated record. Gene Ontology annotation, molecular function: monocarboxylic acid transmembrane transporter activity. NCBI's taxonomy places the organism in Eukaryota, Metazoa, Arthropoda, Insecta, Hymenoptera, Formicidae.
AUCGUAAUACGCGAUACAUUAUAUGAUGGAGCUGGAGAUAUAUAAACUUUAUACAAGACAUUUUGCUGUUAUGUGCUACGUUCAUCGGUGCAUGAGUGUUAAACUUGUACAACUAUAGAAAAGUUUCUAAUGUAGUGCAUAGUGUCCAUAUUGAACAUUGUUUUUUUAAUAUAAUAUAGAACAAAUUAAUAUUUUUCUUAUUAAAUAUUGAAAACCUAUUUCAAGCCAUUUUACUGUAAUGUUCUAUCGAUAACGUUGCGUGUUAUAUAAUAAUUAAUAACACGUUUCCUUCUAAACUGGGCAACUGACAAGUAAUAAUUACUGUACUACCGAUCAAUAUAGAUAAUCAAUGUAGAUAAGAUCUAUUGUCCAGGAAUCAAUUGCAUCGAAAUGAUAUUACAUAAAUGAAUUAAAUGUGUUGUUGUAAAUAAUUAUGAAAUGACUCUUAAUGUGCAUACAUGGUAAAUGUAAAAUCCGCACAAUAUUUUUUAGAUAGAUGUGAAUCUUUAGUUUAGAAUUUUCAGUAUACCAUCUCAUAUAUUACAUCUUGAGUAAUUAUAUAAUAAUAUAUUAAAAUUUGCGGGGCGAUCGAUUGUGCAAUACCGUUUUACGUUCAUUUCUAAAAUGUCUGCGAAAGUACCGCCGGAUGGAGGAUGGGGAUGGAUCGUUGCCAUGGCCGGUGCAUUAAACGGUUUAUCAACUAUUCCGAUUAUACAAGGUUUCGGAUUAGUAUUCAAGGAUAUGUUCGUUACACUUAAUCUAACAGCAACAGAUACAGCGAUUAUAAUCAAUGUGAAUCUGGCAUUCGGUAUGAUACUUGGCUUGAUUAAUGGACCUCUCUUGAAGACUUUCGGCUAUAGAAAAAUAGCAAUAGCGGGAAGUGUAAUGAACGCACUUGGGAUAACAUUAACAGCAUUCGCUAACAGUUUUACUCUCCUCAUCAUUUGUUACGGAAUCCUAGCCUCUGUUGGUAUGGCAAUGUCAAUGGCAGCAUUUUCCCUAGCAGUUAACUCUUAUUUUACUACAAAACGGAACCGAGCCAUAGGCUUCAUGAUGACCAUCAUAGGACUAGGUCCGAUUCUCAUGCCUCAACUAGCAUCUCUUUCACUCUCAUACUAUGGCACUCAGGGAACCGUCUUAUUAUUAGGCGCUUAUAGUUUACAUUCGAUGGUAGGCUGCUUGUUGCUGCAACCAAUUAAAUGGCAUAUGAAAAGUGUUCCCAUUUGCGAUGAUCACUCAUCAGAAUCAAUCAAUAAAAGUCCUGAACUUCUAACAACUAAAGAAGAAAUAUCAAAUCAUGAUGUGGAAGAAAAAAUAAAUAUACAUUCUAAAAAAGUAGCAAUAAAUAAUUAUCAAAGAACAAGAAAAAUAACAACAUCCAGCAUCGAUCAUGAUGUCGAUGUUGCAAGCAUUUAUGGAUUAGAUACACCUCCACCUCGAAAGAUUUCUAUGGAUGCCGAAAUAAACUUGUACAAUGUAAAGGACAUCGAGAUGACAGUAAUCAAUACGGGAUUAAAGAACAACCAUACAAAUUUGUAUGGGAAUCUGCAAUAUUUAAGAAAGCACAAUUUAGCGAGAAGUGUGGAUAGUAUCAAUCUUGGCAGCAGCUUCAAACUUUUUGAAGACUUUGCACCGACAACAAACAAAAAAUUGACUUUUAUUGACGAUAAUGAUACAAGUCAGAAAGCUUUGGAACAGAAUGCAUUAUUGGAAAAAGAAGAAGAUAUGGAUUCAACCGAAAACAAAAUCAGUAAUAAUGAAUCUAAACGCAAUUCCAUCUUUUACCGAAUCGUGCGACAAAUAUGUAACCUUUACGAUUUUGAUCUGUUGCGCGAUCCAAUUUAUGUAAACAUCAUGUUGGGGAUGUCGAUUGCGAUUUUCGCAGAGGCAAAUUUCUCGCUGUUAACACCGUUCAUUCUUGCUGACAUGGAUAUGAACACAGCGAAAAUUGCUACUAUCAUGAGCGUCAUCGCGAUAGUCGACCUCAUUAGCAGAUGCGCGGCUCCUUUUCUAGGAGAAUGGUUGCAUCAACCGCCUAGAAUAAUGUACCUGAUUAGCCUGAGCCUUCUGAUAAUUAGCAGAACCUCACUGAUUUUUACGAAUAGCUUCAUUUCGAUAGUGGCCGUUGCGAUCGGUCUAGGAUUGGCAAAAGGAAUUCGAUCGGUGUACAUGGUUUUAGUCGUGCCCAAUUACGUUCCCAUCCAAAAGUUACCUAACGCAUCAGGGAUUCAGAUGUUGACCAAUGGAAUGAUUCUUAUGUGUGCCGGACCUGUAUUUGGUUUAAUACGAGACAAUACUGGAAAUUAUACUAUUUGUAUUAUCUUAAUUAAUUGUGUGACUGCUCUUACGAUACUUAUCUGGACAGCGGAAAUUCUAAUCACACGGAGAAAAUCUAUACAGGAGAAGAUGUUGCCUAAAGUAGCUACAUGAUAAUAUUAAUUAGGUCAAAUAUAUAUAGCACAUAUAUAUAUAUAAUUUAUAAUGAUAUAUUUUGUAAAU